UCGCGCGGCCGGCUGGGGCGGCGGCUCCCGGCGCCGGAGCGAAGAGAGGGCCGGGCUGCGGGCGGGGGCGGGUCUGCGCCGCGCCAGGUGCGCUCUCCCUGCCGAGCUGCGGGUUCGGCCGCCGCCGCCCGCCGGUUCGGUCGGUGCUCGGGCCUGGCCUCUUGCUGCCCAGGUGCUGCAGGCGGCGCGACGCGGGUGUCCCGGUCCGGGCGCGCGCGGCGCGGUGUCGGCUCAUGAAGCUCCCCGGCACCCGGCGCGGGGGCGCGGGCCAGCCAUGGGCGGCAGCCUGCGUGUGGCUGUUCUGGGUGCUCCGGGAGUGGGCAAGACUGCCAUCAUCCGCCAGUUCCUGUUCGGUGACUAUCCCGAGCGCCACCGACCCACAGACGGUCCCCGUCUCUACCGGCCCGCCGUGCUGCUCGACGGCGCUGUCUACGACCUGAGUAUCCGUGAUGGUGACGUCGCUGGCCCCGGCUCGAGCCCCAGAAGUCUCGAGGAGUGGCCAGACCCUAAAGACUGGAGCUUGCAGGACACAGACGCCUUUGUGCUGGUCUACGACAUCUGCAGCCCCGACAGUUUCGAUUAUGUGAAAGCCCUGAGGCAGCGCAUAGCAGAAAACAGGCCGGCGGGCGCGCCAGAGGCACCCAUCCUUGUGGUAGGCAACAAGCGGGAUCGUCAGCGGCUGCGCUUCGGACCUCGUCGUGCACUGGCCACUCUAGUGCGCAGGGGCUGGCGCUGCGGCUAUCUCGAGUGCUCAGCCAAAUACAACUGGCACGUGCUGCGUCUCUUCAGAGAGCUUCUGCAUUGUGCCCUGGUGCGCACACGUCCUGCGCAUCCGGCCCUGCGCCUGCAGGGGGCGCUGCAUCCAGCACGCUGCAGCCUCAUGUGACCGACCAGAAAGGAGAGGAAAAUCUCAUAAAAGCAGGUUCCCACCCAUCUUCUGGCUUUUCUUUGAACCCGACUGGACCCAGACAACUCCCAAUCAUUGGACAAGAUCAGUUUUAUCUGAGACCUUAUUGGUCUCACAAUCACAAAUGGGAAGGACUUGAAUAUGAACAUGAUUGGAAGCAUUCAUACAGCUUUACUGGAAAUACCUUUUCUUUUUGGCGUUUUGAGGCAGGGUCUUACUAUGUAGGUUCGGCUGGCUUCGAACUACAAAAACCCACCUGCUGUGCCUCUCCAGUGUUGGACUGGCUAUUGGAGACAUUUUUUAAGUCAUAACUUACCAGGUAAUAAAAAACUUAAA
Messenger RNA from Phodopus roborovskii (desert hamster), 1243 nucleotides. It is a transcript of the gene Rasl10a, whose product is annotated as RAS like family 10 member A. NCBI's taxonomy places the organism in Eukaryota, Metazoa, Chordata, Mammalia, Rodentia, Cricetidae. Gene Ontology annotation, molecular function: GTP binding; GTPase activity. Bases 275 to 886 code for a protein of 203 amino acids. The record is from RefSeq and is a predicted model, not a curated record. The transcript is spliced from 3 exons.